AUGGAGUCCGAAGGACACGCUAGAGCUGGUAGCACCAGUGAUGAGGAAAAAGUUGUUGCUUCCUCAGCCAUUGCCUCUAACCUUCCCGUGGACCCCGAUGCCCACUUAUCAGACGCAGAGCGCAAGUCUAUCGACAGAAAACUUGUCUGGAAGCUGGACUUGUAUCUGAUUCCAUGGCUUUGUAUCCUUUAUCUCCUUGCGUUUUUGGAUAGAACAAAUAUUGGAAACGCGAAGAUCGAUGGCUUGCAGAAGGAUUUGAACAAUAUGUCAACUGGGCGAUACAACGCAGCUCUUUCCAUGUUUUUCAUAUCCUACUCGAUCUUCGAACCAUUGACCAACGUUCUCUUGAAACGCCUCAAGCCAUCCAUCUUCAUUCCAAUUAUUAUGUCUAUUUGGGGUGUUUGCAUGUUAUCAAUGGGAUUCGUUAAAAACUGGUCUGGCUUGAUGACUGCUCGUUGGUUUUUGGGCAUGGCUGAAGCUGGUCUAUACCCUGGUGUAAACUACUUUCUCUCAUGCUGGUACAAGCGUGAUGAAUUUGGUGUCCGUGCAGCCAUCUUCUUCUCAGCUGCCGCGUUUUCUGGUUCUUUUGGGGGCCUUCUUGCUGCAGCAAUAGCCAACUUGGAUGGUCUGGGAGGACGACCUGGCUGGGCUUGGAUCUUCAUCAUCGAGGGAAUCAUCACAGUGGGAUUCGGUCUACUCUCAUUCCUCUUCGUCCAUGAUUUUCCCGACACUGCGACCUUCCUUUCGGAGAAGGAUCGGGCUAGAGUUAUUCGCAGACUUAAGAUGGAUAAGCAAUCUAGUGCUGAACAUGAGGAGUUCAAACUGGAAUACUUUUGGGCUGCCAUCAAAGAUUAUAAGAUGUGGCUGGGCAUGUUCAUCUACAUGGGCGCUGAUAUGCCUCUAUAUGCCUUCUCACUGUUUUUGCCAACUAUUGUCGCUGAGAUGGGUUACAAGGCGUCUCGGGCACAACUACUCUCUGUUCCUCCCUACGCUUGCGCCGCAGUUUUAACAAUUGUCAUUGGUUUCGCUGCUGAUCGUACCAAGCGCCGUGGAAUUUACAACAUUUGUACUUCACUCCUAGGUGUUGUUGGAUUCGCCAUGCUACUUGGAUCGCAAAGCGCCCACAUCAAGUACGCAGGUACAUUUUUGGGUGCUCUUGGUAUCUAUCCAUGUAUUGCCAAUACUAUUUCAUGGGUUAGCAAUAAUGCUGAGGGUGUCUACAAGCGCGGUAUUGUUCUUGGAUUCGUCAUUGGAUGGGGAAAUCUCAAUGGUAUCGUUAGCAGCAACAUCUACUAUAAGGCACCAAAAUUCACUGUCGGCCAUGCGACUGUCAUGGCUUAUAUGAUUAUCUGCUUAUUUGGUGGAAGCGUCGCAUUGCACUUGUUGUUACGCAGAGAAAAUGCCGCUAGAUUGGCCGGAAAGAGGGACCAUUGGGUUGCAGGAAUGUCAGAGAGGGAAGCCGAGAAGUUGGGUGACAAGCGUCCCGACUUCUUGUACACUAUCUAA
Sclerotinia borealis F-4128 is the source of this 1506-nucleotide messenger RNA. The record is from the annotation of a GenBank genome assembly. Lineage: Eukaryota; Fungi; Ascomycota; Leotiomycetes; Helotiales; Sclerotiniaceae.